CACAAGUGGACUGUACAAUGCUCUUCAUCUGCAUCAGCUGAACCAUGAGCUUGAGGAAAUCCAUCAUGCUAUCAAUGAAACACACUUGCAAAACCCCAGUAAGGAGACACAUUACCUACUAAAUGAGGUAGACCGUGCUGUUAGUUCAGCGUUUGACAGAAUGUGGAACUAUUUAAACAAUAAUGAAUAUAAAAGUUGACCAUAUUUCCAAAUGGCAUUUACAUAUUUCAGAUAAAUGUACCAUCUGUGUUAUUCUCAGUUCAUUGAAUAAGGCUAAAAAUGAUGACCAGAAGAUGUACAGAGAUGACAUCUUCAACCUAGAGACAAUGAAGAUUUCAGGAGCACUUGUCAUCAGCGUAUCAUGAACAAAAUAAGUGCUCCGGUUGUCACCAAGCUCAAUUCCAUCAGCAAGUCAUAUAUUUCUGGUGCUUGGGGCCGUGACGCCCAACUAAAUAGCAAGGAACGCUAUUGGGAGCACUGUCUGGCGAGUGGACACAAGCAUGGCAUCACAGUCAGAUUGUACAACUCGCAUGAAGAUUUCAUGGCCAACAAGAACUACAAGGACGAACCGAUUGCACCAUCCUACACUGACAAGAAUGCUGUUCAGGGUUCUGGCACCAUACUGUACGAUAAUACUGUAUUUUACCAAUGCUACAGCACAGCUGAGAUCUGCAGCUUCAACAUUACAACAAAGGAAAUCAAGCGAAUGAAGUUGAAUGGUGCUGGUAUAGACAAUAAGUUCCCUUUCUGCUACUACAGCUGCCGUGAUUGGACAGAUAUCGACCUGGAGGCUGGCCAAGACGCUGUCUGGGUGAUAUAUGCCACCGAGGAGAACCACGGCAACAUUGUUGUGAGUCGUUUAGACCCAUUGGAGCUCAAUAUCACACAUACCUGGAAGACACAUCUCUUUAAGAGGUCUGUCAGCAGCACGUUUAUGGUGUGCGGGGUCCUGUAUGCUACACGCUAUGUAAGUACUUACCAAGAAGAGGUGUUUUAUGCCUUUGAUACAACCACUGGCCAGGAGAUAAACACUCUUUCUUUGACUUUUGAGAAGGUAGCAGCAGGAAUUGCCAAUCUGAACUACAACCCUGCUGACAGGAGACUGUACUUGUAUAAUGAUGCCUAUCUUUUGGCAUAUGGCAUUUUCUACUGAGGGCUUGUCAUGUGCAGCUAACCAAUAACAUUUUUCAUAAAUAAAUGUGUUUUAAAUUCAAAA
This is a messenger RNA of Myxocyprinus asiaticus (Chinese sucker), 1216 nucleotides long. RefSeq names its product olfactomedin-4-like. The transcript has 2 exons. The record is from RefSeq and is a predicted model, not a curated record. Lineage: Eukaryota; Metazoa; Chordata; Actinopteri; Cypriniformes; Catostomidae. The coding region runs from base 362 to 1153 and encodes 263 amino acids. Gene Ontology annotation, biological process: signal transduction.